Molecule: messenger RNA, 969 nt
Organism: Tauraco erythrolophus (red-crested turaco)
Lineage: Eukaryota; Metazoa; Chordata; Aves; Musophagiformes; Musophagidae
Source: RefSeq, a predicted model, not a curated record
GUUGAGAACGAAACGAACCAGCUCCAGGACGGCUCUCUAAUCGACCUGUGUGGAGCAACGCUGCUGUGGCGCACUGCGGAAGGGCUGGCACGCACUCCUACUGUCAAGCACCUGGAGGCGUUAAGACAGGAAAUAAACGCGGCGAGACCCCAGUGUCCGGUGGGCUUUAACACCUUGGCAUUUCCCAGCAUGAAGAGAAAAGAUGUUGUAGACGAAAAGCAGCCAUGGGUGUAUCUGAACUGCGGUCACGUCCACGGCUAUCACAACUGGGGGAACAAAGAGGAGAGAGACGGCAAGGAUCGCGAGUGUCCCAUGUGCCGUUCUGUUGGCCCCUACGUGCCCCUGUGGCUUGGAUGCGAAGCGGGAUUUUACGUGGAUGCGGGACCUCCGACUCAUGCGUUCAGCCCGUGUGGACACGUGUGCUCAGAAAAGACAACUGCAUAUUGGUCCCAAAUUCCUCUCCCUCAUGGUACUCACACUUUUCACGCAGCCUGUCCCUUCUGCGCGCAUCAGCUGGCUGGUGAGCAGGGUUACAUCAGACUCAUUUUCCAAGGACCUCUCGACUAACACCCGUGUUACCGAGGGCUGCGGUAAACUGAUAAGCUAAGCGAUACUGAUUUUUAAACCAACUGUUUUUCGUAUUCUCUGGGCUUUGCUGGUUUGCAUUAAGAUGAAGAAUCUUUGGGUUUUUGUUACAAAAGCUAAAUCCCUCUCUGUCGGAAGUGUCUGGAAAUGGAAGAAAUGAGGGGAGAAGGGGGAGAACUCCUGGGUUUUUUUUUUUUAGUUAAUAACUACUUCUGAGAGGUGAAGGAAAGUGUUGUAGCGUGAACUUCGAUGCCUUCUGUUUAAUGGUUUUUUUGAAUCACAUGCCCACAGUGUUGGAAAGUUGUUUCAUUCUUUUUGUAUAUGGAGGGUGAACAGUUCAAAGAACAUUAGUUUACAGCUUGGAUGCAAACGUUGUAAAAUAUA